Messenger RNA from Lolium perenne, 588 nucleotides. Lineage: Eukaryota; Viridiplantae; Streptophyta; Magnoliopsida; Poales; Poaceae. The record is from RefSeq and is a predicted model, not a curated record.
AUGGAGGGUUCUGGUCAAACCGAAGGACCGAGGGCUGCUGGAUGUGGUGAUGGGCGAGGAGGGUACUACUUGAUGAGCUGCAUCAAGGAUGUUCCCACCCUAAGAGGGGAUAACUACACUGAGUGGAGGAAGAAGGUGGAUUUCGCCUUCGUAUGUGCUGAGGUGCACUGGGUGCUUGAAACACCGCAGCCCACAAAGCCAGCUGAUCCUGUCAGAGAUGACAAGGAUGAUGAUGAUGCAUGGGAUAGAAAGAAAAAGGAUCAUGAGUGUGCUUCCGUUGGGGAGCACUUGGAAAAGAUAAAGAGCCAGUUCAAAGAUGCAACCCAGUUGCUCAAGCAGCUGGUAACAGAAAAGUACACUGGAGAUGCACAUGGCAUCAGGGAGCACAUCCUCAGGAUGAGCAACCUGGCUACAAAGCUGAAGCCCAUGAAUGACGACCUGGAGCUGAAGCCUGCACUUCUUGUUCACUUAGUCAUGGCUUCAUUGACAGCACAGUUUGACAACUUUGUUGUCAAUUACAACAUGAACCCUGAAAAAUGGGACAUAGAAAAGACUAUAGCUAUGUCAAGGCUGUCAGUAAUAGAAUAG